Molecule: messenger RNA, 545 nt
Organism: Oldenlandia corymbosa var. corymbosa
Lineage: Eukaryota; Viridiplantae; Streptophyta; Magnoliopsida; Gentianales; Rubiaceae
Source: the annotation of a GenBank genome assembly
AUGGCAAACCUAAAGAUAAAAACCCUAGUCUUGUUUCUGGGCAUCUUGAUCAUGAGUUUCUCAGGUGGAACUCAUGCAGAAAUCUCUUGCGACACUGUGUACAAUGAUUUGUACCCUUGCCUCGGCUACGUGAUGGGUAAUUCAAAGGUUGAUCCGGCUUGUUGCAGCGGAAUUAAGGCUGUUAUCGCGGAGGCUAAAACCAAAAAUGAUCGCCAAAGCGUUUGUUCUUGCUUGAAACCCUUGGCUUCGAGUGCUAGUGACGACCAGAUCAAGAGAGCUUCUCAGGUCCCUAAACAAUGUGGAAUCAAUUUUCCAAUCGUCAUUUCUCGCAACGUUGACUGCUCCAAGGUGAAGUUCUUCUGAUUGAUCAAUGAACGGAAGGUUUAUUACUCCAGUGUGGAGAUCAGGAGGAUAUGGAAUAAGAUUGUCGGAAUUUGGGAAGAGUUAUAUGUCUACUUAAUUUAAUCAUUGUACAAUAAAGCAUAUGUUAUACGUGCUUAUGUAUAACAGCGUUCUUAAAUAAUGCGUUUGUUCUACAUAGUGAU